AGAAUUAUGAUGGUUAUUAUAUAAAUGUGGCGUAAGUGUGGAUGAGUUGCUUAGUCCAUAUCCAUGCUAGAGGUCGGAGCGCAGUGGCGCGGAGAACUCGCCUCGCGGGAGGGAAGUGCAGAGCGCGCGACUUCCUGCUAUUUAACCGCCGCUACUGCUGCUGCCCUGAGCGCUAUGUUGACUGGAGAACAUCUGUAGCGCCCGCCACGGUGCUCGCACGCUAGUCGGCCGGCGAAACAAAACGCUCACAAAACAGCAAUAUCAGGAGCCAGCAGCGAACGCCUUGUGGCUUGUGUACGCUGUUUAUCGUCGCUAGUAUAAACGACGAGGGUGCGUUUUCUUGAACUUAGUUGGCCGAGGUGCUGGUGGUGGCGGGUGGGGUGGUUAGCUACUAGCCGUAGCUCACCUGAGUGCGCACGGACGCCGCCGGGACGGAUUUCGCGGCGGUGAUGAGCACUCUGUGCCGCCCACGAGGCAGUCAGCGCUCCGUCGUUUGAGAAGUGAAGAGAGGACCCGGGGACGGACGGAGCACCAUGAAGAAGCAGUUCAACCGCAUGAAACAGCUCGCCAACCAGACCGUUGGCAGGGCUGAAAAGACAGAAGUCCUCACUGAUGACCUUCUGCAGAUUGAGCGGCGCUUAGAGACCGUGCGAGUUGUUUCCCACAACACGCACAAGAGGAUGGUCGCUUGUCUUCAGGGGCAGGUUGGCACAGAUGCAGAAAAAAGACAUAAAAAGCUGCCACUGACAGCACUAUCACAGACCAUGCAGGAUGGAGGCGGUCAGCUUGGGGAGGAGUCUCUGAUUGGUAAGAUGAUGGAGGUGUGUGGAGAGGCAGAAAGCAGGCUGGCGAUGGAAUUGACGCAACAUGAGGUUCACAUUGAGAAAGAAGUACUGGACCCCCUCAACCAGCUGGCAGAGGUGGAAAUUCCUAACAUACUGAAACAUAGAAAACAGCUGGCCAAACUUGUGCUGGACUAUGAUUCAGCUAAAGCUAGAUGGUUGCAGGCAACCAAGUCAAUAAUCUCAGGAACAAACACCCAAGCACUGACGGCCAAGGCUGACUCCCUCAAAGAAGAGGUGGAUGAAGCCCUGAAUAAAGUGGAGCUUUGCAAGGACCAGCUGGCUGCGGACCUGUACAGUUUCUUCUCCAGAGAAGGAGACCAUGCGUGUUGUUAUGUUACAUUGUUAGAAGCACAAGCUGAUUACCAUAGAAAAUCCCUGUCAGUCCUGGAGAGCGUCUUGCCCACUAUCCGAGCACAACAAGACUCAUGGACUGAAAAGCCUGCUUUUGGGACAGCCCUGGAUGAGCACCUGAAACGCAGCGGCCGAGAGAUUGCGCUCCCCAUUGAGGCCUGUGUAAUGAUGCUGCUGGAGACAGGCAUGAAGGAGGAGGGUCUAUUUCGGAUUGCUGCAGGGGCUUCCAAACUGAAGAAACUGAAGGCAGCCCUAGACUGUUCAACUUCUCAGCUAGAGGAGUUCUACUCUGACCCGCAUGCUGUUGCUGGUGCCCUCAAAUCCUACCUGAGGGAGCUGCCUGAGCCUCUGAUGACCUUCCAGCUGUAUGAUGAAUGGAUAAUGGCAUCCAACAUGUCUGACCCUGACAAAAGGCUGCAGCACUUGUGGAUGACAUGUGACAAAUUACCAAAGAAUCAUAAAGCCAAUUUCAGGUAUCUGGUAAAGUUCUUGGCUAAGCUGGUUCUGGAGAGUGAGGUCAACAAGAUGACUCCCAGCAACAUAGCAAUUGUCUUGGGCCCUAAUCUGCUCUGGGCUAAAACAGAGGGGAGCCUGGCAGAGAUGGCUGCUGCGACUUCUGUUCAUGUGGUGACCAUAAUUGAACCAAUCAUCCAGCAUGCAGAUUGGUUCUUCCCAGACGAUGUGGAGUUCAAUGUAUCAGGCAUGUUUGCUAUGCCCACGCCUCCCGCGAACAACACAAACCACGUGACCAUGCCUGAAUCUGACUCUGGGUCGGGCGCUACAGAGCGGAAGCGGCCAGGCAGCACAGGUGGCCCGGAGGCUGACAAUACCCGCAGAGACAGCCCCACUAACAAAUUAUCGGACCACAACCCACGUAGAGUGAGCAGUCUUAAUAGAAAACAGCACGUUUCCCCCGCGUUCCAGCCCCCCUUGCCCCCCAUUGAGACUGGGGGGGCUGUGCUGAUGCAGCCUGCUGUCGAGCUGCAAGUUCAGCCAGUGGGCUCAGAGCCUGGCCAGACGAGCUUGGCGCAGGGUGUGGCCGCAGUGGUCCCAGCCCAGCAGCCAUUAGUCCUGAGCACUGAUGACAACGGCUCCUCCAAACUGAGCCGUGAACCAGCUUUCACGCACGCACCUCAGAAGAAUGGCGCAUCAGGCGUGCCAUCGGCUGCCCUUGCCUCAGCUGGUGGUCACGGACAGCUGAAUGUGGGGACCCCACAGGCUGGCUCCACGGGUCCAAGUCCUCACAUGAUGCGUAGAGGUACAAAGAAGCCUGCACCUGCCCCGCCAAAACCAGCUGGUCCUUCUUCAGCUCCCUCAAGUGUCCAAAACCAGUCAUCCUCAGGAACAUCCCCAGCUCCCAUCACAGCACCCAAACCCCUCUCCAGUCCCUCCCCAGCUGCCCCGAAUCCCAGUCCAAGCACACCUCAGCCAUCAGCAAUGCCUCGCAGGCUUUCCAGCAACCAGCCACCAUUUCAGGCCCCAAACCACCCACCCCCCCAGCCCCCAACACAAGCCACACCUCCAUCCCAGCCCAAAAUCCCUAUGCGGACAGCAGCAGAGUAUGGCACUGAGCACAGUCCCCCCAGCACUCCCACCCCUCCAGACACGCCUCCGCCUUCCACUCCUUUUAGUGACAGCUUCCACACCCCGACUGCCUCUCCCUUCUACUCUGGCUCUCUCCCCCGUCCACGGCCCGUGCCCAGGCCUAGGAACCGCCCCAGUGUGCCCCCUCCACCGCAGCCUCCCUCACCUGGUCUUGAUGCUUCCAAUGGCAACAGUGGUGCAGCCUCUAAAAACAACUAUGGUUGAGGAUCUUGCUAAGUGGAAGAUUCUGCUGUGGCUCUUACAACACUGCACCAUGUCCUUAUACCUGAGCUUGCUGUGGACCAGCAUGCCAUGUGCCCCUCUGCCAAAGAGCCUGCUGUUGCCACACCUAAGGACCCUGAGCUGGAAUGCGAAAGCACUGCCUUCUGAUGGGGACAAUGUCCCUGACCAUCAAAUGCCUCUUUCUCUGUGCCUCCUCUUUGCCAUGAUAGUAUCUGUCUGGCUCUGUCUUAUAAACACACACUCAAGAUUGAAUAACUGUCACCUGCCCCCUCCCAACAACCCAACCACUUUAGAUGACCAAAAUUCUUAAAAAAAAAAAA
Scleropages formosus (Asian bonytongue) is the source of this 3343-nucleotide messenger RNA. It is a transcript of the gene arhgap17a, whose product is annotated as Rho GTPase activating protein 17a. Gene Ontology annotation, cellular component: intracellular anatomical structure; cytoplasm; cytosol. The transcript has 21 exons. Gene Ontology annotation, molecular function: protein binding; GTPase activator activity. The coding region runs from base 534 to 3005 and encodes 823 amino acids. Gene Ontology annotation, biological process: regulation of Rac protein signal transduction; regulation of actin cytoskeleton organization; signal transduction. The record is from RefSeq and is a predicted model, not a curated record. NCBI's taxonomy places the organism in Eukaryota, Metazoa, Chordata, Actinopteri, Osteoglossiformes, Osteoglossidae.